AUGGAGGCAGCGUCGGCUCCGAGCACGUCCACCUCGUUCCAGUUCUCCCUGGCGCACGCCGUGCUGACCAUCUCCAUCAACGUCGCCUUCCUCUGGCUCUCCGCCUUCAUCAAGUCGUCGUCGUCCUCCACCUCUGCGUCGCGCUCCUCCCCUCCGCACCGCGCCGCUGCACCGACCGAGGAGAGGGCUGGCGCGGCGGCGGCGGAGGUCGACCUGGACGCGGUUCUUGCCCUGAUGGGCGCGGCCGCGGAGGAGUCGGUGGGGUUCGAUGAGGCGGCCGCGCUGUUCGAGGAGGAGGAGGCGACCGUGGAGGAGGCCGCGGUCGCGUUUCGCGUCUUCGACCGCAACGGCGACGGGUUCAUCGACGCCGGCGAGCUCGGGAGCGUGCUCAGGUCGCUCGGGUUCGCCUCCGGCGCCGGCGCGGAGGACUGCCAGCGCAUGAUCAGCGCCUACGACGCGGACAAGGACGGCAGGAUCGACUUCCGCGAGUUCCUCAGCUUCAUGGAGAAGACAGUGACAGCCUAG
Messenger RNA from Oryza brachyantha (malo sina), 525 nucleotides. RefSeq names its product calmodulin-like protein 2. The transcript has a single exon. The coding region runs from base 1 to 525 and encodes 174 amino acids. Gene Ontology annotation, molecular function: calcium ion binding. The record is from RefSeq and is a predicted model, not a curated record. NCBI's taxonomy places the organism in Eukaryota, Viridiplantae, Streptophyta, Magnoliopsida, Poales, Poaceae.